AUGAGAGGUGGGGUGAAAGUCAUAUUGUGGGAGGUGUAGAGCCGGUUGGAAACGCCGAAUAGAAAGAUCUAUCUAAGCAUAUUCGUUUGUGAUCGCAUCUGCUGUCAACACACACGUUCGUCGUUUCGUACAAACGCUGGACGUCAAUCAUUGCUUCCGUACAACAAUGAAUAAGGUUUCAUUGUUUUUCGUGUAUUUUCUAUUUGUUGCAUUACUUGCAGGUGAGUGUCUUUUAGAAUUUCUGAACGGCUUCAUUUCUUCAUUGUUUGCAUUGUCUUAAAAUAUUUUUUAAUUUGAAUUGAAAGCUAUAUCGUUUCCCUGUUAACCUCAGUUACUUCAGCUGCAUCAAAAACAACGCAGUUAGUGUUCAAAAGAUUCACAACAGAGACAUGUAAUAACAAUCCAUGUAUGAAUGGAGGAACAUGUACUCCAGGAAAGCUUUCUUGCACGUGCGCUCAAGGAUGGAUGGGCCGAUAUUGUCACAGUAAGUUAUAAAUUUACCAUUUCAGAUAUCCUAGCUUCCCAAAAUCAAAGUACUUUACAUUUUACAGGAAAGUGUAGGAACAUUUACAAAAGCUGUGAUCGUUGGGCAGUUGAGGAUAAAUGUCAUACUAUUCUCACACAAACAAAUUUUUUUGAUGUUAAUUGUGCUGUUUCUUGUAAAAUGUGCUCCCCUGAUACGACAUAUGGUAAACUAAAUUUAUAAAAAUAAAUGAGAAGAAGACUACAAUUUGUUUCAGUGGCUCCUGAAAUUCCCUUGGCACCAGCUCUAGAACCAAUGCAGUUUUUUCUUGGAAAAUGGCACUCUCGCGCUUCCAAAGGUCUUCGUUUCCCAACCGAUCUGUAUGAUAACGAGUAUGAAGAAAUCAUCGACAUUUCUCCCGCUAACGUGCCUAUGUUUGGUCCUCCAUCUCUGAAUUACACGUGAGUAUUAUAACUCAUGCGUAUGUAAGAUUAUGGUUUAGAAGCACGUCAUGGUUUGAAGACGAUACCAGAGUAAUGCAUGGUUUUAUCACUUUAAAACCAAAUUCUUUCCCCCCUGAGAUUGCAAUUCUCAGUACUAGUAAUGAAGGUGAUUCUAUUCAUGAUCUAUUAAUUAAGCGUUUUUUAUUUAGGACUGAAUAUGAUAGAGCUUGGAACUCUUAAGCACCAUGUUCUAACUUUGAACGUUUCGUACAUGCAAGUCCAUCCAACAAUGGACAGUAAAGUUUUACCGUUGGGCGCUACAAGACGGCUGCGAAGAGUAGGCAAUUUGCUGGAAAUGACAGUGGCAAAACUAUUCAAUGAAAAUAAAGUAAACGAAUGCACAAAAAUUUAAUUUUACAAAAUCGUUACAGGUUUCUCAAUUCAAAAAGAUGUUCAAGAAAAUUGCUGAUUAUGCGUUCUGA
This is a messenger RNA of Caenorhabditis sp. 36 PRJEB53466, 1388 nucleotides long. The record is from the annotation of a GenBank genome assembly. Lineage: Eukaryota; Metazoa; Nematoda; Chromadorea; Rhabditida; Rhabditidae.